AUGAUUGACCAUGUGCUGGGGCGACCGUCUGUCAAGUCGCGCAGAUUGCAGGUCCUCGUGGUCCUGGGGAUCUGGACGGCCUAUGUGUUCAAGGGGAAUAAACAUGGUCCACCCCUAGUCCGCGUGUUGUCGCGGGCGCUCUCGAAGCGGCUCACGGCAUGGCAGGCCGUCGUUAUCACCAUGAUCUACCUUUACGCCGCGCGUAACUUCAGCACCCUCGUCGGCCUCGCGAGCCCCGAUCCUCUCAGUAACAUGUACGAGGCCGACUACUUCCGCGCCACGUGGAUGCUCACGGCACUCGAUGCGGGCUUCUGGACGGCCAUGAAGAUCCGGAACAAGCCGCUGCGAGACCUGGCGAGCAUGGUGUUUUCUUGUUUCUACAUGAUCGCCGCUGAGCAGGCCGACGAGAAGGUGCGUAAGGUGCGCAGCAACAUCAACAUCGACCACAUGCGCGUCAGUUGGAACAAGGGCAGCGAGUCGCCCUAUCUGCGGUUUUUCCAGGGCUUGCUCCGCCGUCAAUACACGAAGUGGCCUCCGCGUCAGAUCCGUAUUCCGCGCCCGUCCGCGAGCGAUUACCGAGAGCCGGUUAUGGGGUGGUUGUACUUUGACGGGCCGCUCUCGCAGCUUAAGGACCACACACAAAUUAUUCUUGAUAUCCCCGGAGGCGGCUUCGUGGCCAUGGACCCGCGGUGCAAUGACGACAAGCUGCUGGCCUGGGCCGGCAGGACCAAGCGACCCGUGUUGAGCCUGGACUACAAGAAGGCGCCGGAGUAUCCGUAUCCUUACGCGCUUAACGAGUGCUACGAUGUGUACACCACCAUCAUUAAGACGCGUGGUCGGUGCAUCGGCCUAUCCGGUGAAGUGGUCCCCAAGGUUGUCAUUACGGGUGACAGCGCAGGCGGGACGUUGGCCACGUCGACGACGCUGAUGAUCAUCGAGAGCGGCUCGUCGCCGGUGCGCCGUUUCCAGGGCCAGACGGAGCUUCCAGUCCCUGACGGCUUGAUCCUGUUCUACCCAGCGCUUGACAUGAACAUUGGUAGUUGGAUGUCUGACGAGCAGAUGAGUUUGAUCAAGGACCGCAGCAUGAGGGCGACGAAUAAGAGUAUUGUCCGUCGCAAGCGUUCGCAAUACGAUAACCUCGUCGGGACACCAUAUGGGUCCGACGAUGAAGCUGAUGGGGAGGACGACAGCGCCGCGUCGUCAUCCAAAGCCCGCUGUCAGCCACGCAAAGAGAGCGCCGACGGAAAGAGCCAGGAGUUUCAGGACGCCGCCCUUUUGAGUCCGACACACCAGCACAUCCAUAGCCCGGCACCCGAGUAUGCGAACCUGGGACCAACCACCUGGAGCCAAGUCCAGCCGGCGCCCCCAUCCCCCUUGGCUACAAGAGCCCCCACCAACAGCACUGCACCGGCGGGCACAGCGGCGGCAGCCACGACAGACACCAACCUCCCACUACAACCUGGGGCUUCGCACCGCCCUGAGCCGAUGCACACUCGUCUCGCUAUAUCCUCCAUGAUCUCGUACUUCAACGACCGCGUAUUGACCCCCGAGAUGAUGCGCGCCAUGAUCAUCCUUUACGUCGGACGGCACAACCAGCCCGACUUUUCCCAGGACUACCUCCUCUCGCCCAUCCUGGCGCCAGACGUUUUACUGUCGAAAUUCCCAAAAACCUACUUCCUCACUGGCGAGCGUGACCCCCUCGUCGACGACACCGUUAUUUUGGCCGGUCGUCUACGGCGGGUUAAGGCCGCGGUGAUGGCCAGCGGCGGGCAGCGCCUCGAGUACCGCGAUAGCGAUGCCAUGACGGAGGGGUAUGAUAUGAAAGCCGUGGCCGAGGUGGUGCUGUUACCUGGAGUUAGUCAUGGGUUUUUGCAGUUCCCAACCGUGUACAAACCAGCGUGGCAACUGUUCGAGCAGUCUGCCGAGUGGGCGGUGGAUUUGUUUAACGACGCGGAGAGGAAAGAGUCGGACCGGGUGUGGGCGACUCGGGGGCGGCAGAUGGGGAGAUUGAGCGAUUUGAUCCCGGGUAGUGGCGUGAAUGGGAAUGGUGGGGGGGAUGAUGAGGGUGUUGAGCAAAACCUGACGGGGGCCACCGCCAGGUAUCAUUUCCGGCACGAGUCAAGUGGAGAUGAAGGCCAGUUUUUGGAGAUGGGAAUGAGCAAGCUCAAGGGCGCUAGUGACAGCGGGAAAGGAAAGGAGGUAGCAUCUUUCAGUGGUGCGAUACCCACAUCAGCAUCAGGGACCGGCCCAUCUGAGAGCGCCAAGAACCUCAACAACGACGCUGAUGGCGAUAACGGCGAUGCCACCCCCUACGAAGCACCACAGCCCAGGCCCAGUUCCUCCACUACAAGUAGAAGCAAGAAGCAGAAAGGGGGUAAAGGAAAGCGGGCGCGGUACAAGGAUGAUGUGCAAAAGGGUGAUGGUAGCAAGAAGGUGGACGGGAAUACUUCGUCUCUGGUAAAGCUAGCGAGUACCGAUGACUUGCUGGGGAGACGGAUGCAUGGGCUUGCGGGGGGUUUGACGGGGUUAAGGGAUGAUGAGUGA
Molecule: messenger RNA, 2544 nt
Organism: Dichotomopilus funicola
Lineage: Eukaryota; Fungi; Ascomycota; Sordariomycetes; Sordariales; Chaetomiaceae
Exons: 2
Coding region: 1-2544 (847 amino acids)
Biological process (GO): triglyceride catabolic process
Cellular component (GO): cytosol
Molecular function (GO): sterol ester esterase activity; triacylglycerol lipase activity
Source: RefSeq, a predicted model, not a curated record